AUCUUGAGAAAAACACGUUAAGGGAGAGAAAAACUGCGGCUCUAAAGCUGUUGGCGACUCAAAAACCCGAGCCCCUAUAAAAAACCUAUACAAACAACGAGCGUAGAACAGAACCAAAAUCGACUUAACGGAAUCCCUUGACACGCAAAAGUGGUUGCGCGUGUCAUUCAGAGCGUCGAGAAUUUUGGCAGUAUUUUGACAUCGAAGUCAAAAGGUGUACCUGAAAAAACUCGACUUCCAUUUUCCACAAAAAAAAAAGCUAUUUUUUUCUUUCAGAAAACCAAUAGACACGUGGCAGAAACGUGUCAAAAGCUAUUCCACAGAGUGGGGACCACACCCGCACCCCUAUUUGCAUUGUUUUUUAAGCUUGGCCAUGGCAGUUACACUUCACUGCUUCAUCUUCAUCAUCAUCUUCUUCUUCAAAUUCAAUGCCAACUAAACAAUCCUUUCUUUAUAUAUAUACAUAUAGUCGAAAUUACUCAUCAAAGUGAAUAAAAUGAAGUGAAAUUUACUUCUUCUCGCCUCUCAUCGCAUUUUUUUUAAGGUAUUGUAAUAAUCUCGUAGCGUAUAAUGGCGCUUUCCGAAUCGGAAAGUGUUGCCUAUGGGGGAAUCAAGAAAACAGGAUCACUGACGCAAGCACCGGAAUCGCCACAUGAAGAAUCAACGCCGGAUCGGUCGAAUUCUUCCCCGAACAAACAGAAUUCCAUCUUCUCACUUACCCUCGACGAAAUUCAACUCAAGAGUGGGAAGACUUUUGGGUCCAUGAACAUGGAUGAAUUCCUUGCGAAUUUGUGGAACGUCGAGGAAAACCAGCAAGUUCUGUCGCAACCCGAACCUAUUGAUGGUGACAAAGGGAUGGGAUGCCAACCGAGUUUAGCAAGACAAGGCUCGUUCUCCGUUCCUACCCCACUUUGCAAGAAAACGGUUGAUGAGGUGUGGUUCGAGAUACAAAAAGAGUUACCGCAACCACGAGAAGCUAACGAUGUGGCGGAUCAUGAACCUCCUCAACGUCAACAAACACUAGGCGAGAUUACUUUGGAGGAUUUUCUCAUCAAAGCGGGAGUCGUUCAAGAACCAUCGGGAUCUUCGCAACAAAACAAGGCAUCCCCUAUUAGGAUCAACGGCGCGAGCUUGGAUGCAAACUAUAUAAUGGAUGCACCUAUUCGAAAUAACAAUGCAAGCAUGGAUGCAAACUUCGGAAUGGGACAUAUGAUAGGUCUUGGAUUCCCCGGACAUCAAAUUGUUAGCAACGGCUAUGCCGCAGGGUACUCGAUUUUUGCACAAACUGUUAUGGGGGAAUCUUCUAAUGGUACCGAAAAUGGAAACCGGACUAACAGUUUGUUACAGCCAGCUGUGGCUCCUCAGAACAAGAAGAGGAUCGUAGACGGUCCACCGGAGGUGGUGGUGGAAAGGAGGCAGCGCCGCAUGAUUAAGAACCGAGAGUCUGCCGCAAGAUCUCGAGCAAGGAGACAGGCAUACACAGUGGAGCUUGAAUUAGAGUUGAAUCAGCUCAAACAGGAGAAUGCAAAGCUGAAGCAACUUGUGGAGGAAAACGAUAAAAGGCGAAAGGAAGAGGUUUUGAAGAGGAAGAAGGAAUUGACAUGUGCAAAAAAGAAGGUUGAUAAGAUGAUGACAUUAAGGAGGACAGUGAGCUUGGGAUGGUGAACUAAGAAUAUUAAUAGAAAAUCAUAAAUUAAUGUUAUAUACAUAUGCAUAUGUAUAUGUAUACAUCUAAAUAAUAAUAUGUCCAAAUCAAUUAUAAUUUUAGUAUGCUGAAGGGUGUAUGUGAGCAAGUUAUAGAGUGUGUAAUAAUCACUUAUAAUAAUGUUAAACUUCUCCAAUAAUAAAAAUAAUUUUUAAUUCUUGUAUUUUACCAAA
Gossypium arboreum is the source of this 1878-nucleotide messenger RNA. Its product is annotated as ABSCISIC ACID-INSENSITIVE 5-like protein 1. Lineage: Eukaryota; Viridiplantae; Streptophyta; Magnoliopsida; Malvales; Malvaceae. The transcript has 4 exons. Gene Ontology annotation, cellular component: nucleus. Bases 571 to 1665 code for a protein of 364 amino acids. Gene Ontology annotation, molecular function: DNA-binding transcription factor activity. The record is from RefSeq and is a predicted model, not a curated record. Gene Ontology annotation, biological process: positive regulation of DNA-templated transcription.